GUUAUUUCGUGAGAUGCUUCUACAAGGAAUCAAGCCAGACGGUUUUACUAUCUCUAGUUUGGUUAGUUCCUGCGCCAAAUUGGCCCUUUUGCAUCAUGGUCAGGUUGUGCAUGGGAAAUCGAUUACAAUAGGAGUUGAUAAUAACUUGCAGGUGACUAGUGCUCUUGUUAAUAUGUAUUGCAAAUGUGGAGUCAUUGAGGAUGCCUGGGUUCUAUUUAGCAUGACGCCAACCAGGAAUGUGAUUUGUUGGAACUCCAUGAUUUGGGGCUUCGCACAAAAUGGACAGGAUAUUGAAGCACUAGCCCUCUAUGAAAAAAUGUUGCAGGAAAACUUAAAACCAGACAGCGUUACUUUUCUCAGUGUUCUGUCUGCUUGUCGUCAUGCUGGUUUGGUCGAAAAGGGACAGGGAUAUUUUCGUCGAAUUAGUGAAUUGCACAGCAUGACACCCACUUUGGAUCAUUAUGCAUGCAUGAUAGGUCUUCUUGGUUGUUCAGGUAAUUUAGAUAAGGCAGUGGAUCUAAUUAAAGACAUGCCACAUGAUCCAGAUUCCCUAAUUUGGUCCACCCUUUUAUCUGUAUCUGCAAAGAAGAGCAAUAUCAAACAUGGGGAGAUGGCUGCUAGGCACCUCUUUGAAUUGGAGCCUCUCAAUGCUGGCCCUUAUAUCAUGCUUUCUAACAUGUAUGCCAGCUUAGGGAGAUGGGAAGAUGUCAAAUCUCUGAGGUCUCUCAUGAAGGCUAAGAAUGUCAAAAAGUUUGUUGCUUAUAGUUGGAUUGAGAUUGAUAAUUACAUCUUUAAGUUUGUAGCAGAGGAUCGGACUCAUCCAGAAACAGAAAUGAUAUAUAAAGAGCUGAACAGACUUAUUAAAAAGCUGCAAGAAGCUGGUUUUACUCCUGAUACAAACUUAGUUCUACAUGAUGUUGUUGUGGAGGAAAAGUUUGAAUCCAUUUGUUAUCACAGUGAGAAACUUGCUCUUGCAUUUGGACUGAUAAAGAAACCUGAUGGAACAAUACCAAUAAGGAUCAUGAAGAAUAUUCGUGUUUGCAGUGACUGCCAUGAAUUCAUGAAGUUUGUGUCUAGUGUUGUUGGACGUACCAUUGUCUUGAGAGAUUCAAAGAGAUUCCAUCAUUUUAUUGGAGGGAAAUGCUCCUGCAAUGAUUACUGCUUUUCUGUUUUAGUACUGGAGGUCCAUGGCAGAAGGGGAAUUUCUGAUGAAAACAAAAGCCACAGAUAGAGAAGGAAACAUUAUGAGGCAAGGAUGAACCACAUGAAGAUGGAAGGAAAUAUCUGCUGGAGAAUUUGUGAAGGGAAAAAGUUCUUAAGCUGGUAAUCUUGGAGAUUUUUUUCACAGGUCUACCCUGGAGGGAUGCACCUGAACAAUACUUUUGGUUUUGGAUGGUAAAGUUUUCUGCAAACAGAAACCGAAGAUAUAGAGAUUAGAUAUAUACACAGCUGAACAAGGAAUAAUCUGAGACCUCCUUAGUGCUUUCCUCCUGGAAAGAUGAUAACUAAAAAGAUUAAAUUAAAAAAACAAUUAUUAUUUUAAACACUUCAUCUGAAAAA
Molecule: messenger RNA, 1560 nt
Organism: Carica papaya (papaya)
Lineage: Eukaryota; Viridiplantae; Streptophyta; Magnoliopsida; Brassicales; Caricaceae
Product: pentatricopeptide repeat-containing protein At2g22070-like
Biological process (GO): RNA modification
Molecular function (GO): RNA binding; protein binding; zinc ion binding
Source: RefSeq, a predicted model, not a curated record